AUGGCUCGGCCCAGAGACUCGCGCUCACCAUCUCCUGCAGGAAGCAAUGCUGCACGACGACGGAAAGAUGAUGAGCGACGCGACCGGGACCGGGACCGGGACCGGGACCGAGAUCGGGAUCGGGAUCGGGAUCGGGAUCGGGAUCGUGACCGUGACCGCGACCGCGACGGUCGUCGCCGCUCACGCAGUCCGGAUCGUUGGCACCGCGAUCGCGACCGUGACCGCGACUACGGGCGCGAUCCCCGGGACCGCGAUUCCUAUCGUUGGAGAGACCGUUCCCUAGACCGCCGAGACGAUGAUUAUUAUCGAAGUUCCCGUCGUGAUGGCGGUAUUAAUCGUGAGCGCCAUCGAUCGCGCGAUAGAGCGAGGUCACCAGAUCGCCGAGGCCGAGACUACCGUGGCCGCCGGGAUGAUUCACGCGACCGGAGGGGUCGUCGAGAUGAUUCGGUAGAUUCCGCCUCUCGGCGAGGCGAUGAUGCUCGUCCCCGGAGCUCCAAAGACACCGUCACGGCCAAAGAUGAGGCACGUGUCGCUUCUCCGUCUCCCAGCCCAGGCGUUGGACCUAAACUAACCUGUUCCCAGGACUCUCAGCCAGCUAAGUCUACACCAACCCAAGCCCUGUCCGAGGCUGAGAAAAAGGCUGAGCGACUACGCAAACUCCAAGCCAUGAAAGAGAAGCAUGCCCUUAAAGAGGCCAAGGAGGCCGAUGUCACCUCUGGAAGCACUAGGCAACUGCUUGCUGAGAUGGACCAGAAAGUUGGUACAGCUACUAGCGCCACAGCAUCCGCGGCAAGCCCCUCAUCGGCACCAUCGAAUGUUUCCACUCCUUUCGCUGGAAAAUUUGACCCAAAGGCGAUUGCAAAAAACGCCAGAGCGACCCGCGCCCAGUCCCCCGCAAAGUUGGGCGAUGUGCCCUUGGGCGUCCCUGGCGCGAAAUCCGCUGCAACCAUAUCUGAAACAGGUGUAAAGGAAGCUGGCGGCGCGCUGCCCGCCAACAGAGCCAUUAGCGCAUUCGGAUUUGCCAAGGCAAAUGACGCUCAGAAGUCCUCGUCAAAGCGUAAGCUCGACAUGGAUGACGAGGAGGUUAUCAAGCGCAAGCUCGUUAAACUGCCCGACUUUGCUCUGGAGAAUGCUGAUAACACUCCAUAUGCUGAUGGCGACGCAGAUGAGGACGGUGAACAGGACUUAGAACUGCUCAUGGCAAGGAAUAAUGAAGAGGAUAUGGCUGAGGCUCACCGCAUUCUUCAAGAGAGACGUGACGAACGCAUCGCUCAGGAAAGCAUGGCAAUGGAUAUCGACACGGAGCCGGUCAAUGGCAAGGCCAAGGAUGAGCCCACUGCUAUGGAUGUUGAGGAAGAGGAACUCGAUCCUCUGGAUGCGUUUAUGGCCAAUCUGGAGCAAACGAAUACUGCCGAAGACCGCAUGGUCAAGCGCAGCCAAGCCCAAGCCGAGAAGAAAGCCUUCGAACCAGAAGCAUAUUUCAGCGACGACGACUACGGUUAUGAAGCCGAGAAUGCCGACCCGUCUGCUAUACUCGCCAUGGCAGCCAAGAAAAAGAAGAAGGAUAUCCCGACUAUUGACUACAGCAAGAUCGAACUCAACCCUGUUAGGAAGAACUUCUGGGUUGAACCACAAGAGCUUGCCCAGAUGACCGAGGAGGAGGUGGCCGAGCUGCGCAUGGAGCUGGACGGCAUUAAGGUCUCCGGGAAGAACGUGCCAAAGCCUGUGCAGAAGUGGUCUCAAUGCGGCCUGACUCGCCCCAUUCUCGACACGAUCGAGAAGCUCGGGUUUGAGAAGCCCACGCCUAUCCAGAUGCAAGCCUUGCCUGUCAUCAUGUCUGGCCGCGAUGUGAUUGGUGUCGCAAAAACUGGAUCAGGCAAGACCAUGGCGUUUGUUCUUCCCAUGCUCCGCCAUAUCAAAGAUCAGGAUCCAGUGAGUGGUGAUGACGGCCCGAUUGGUUUGAUCUUGACCCCCACCAGAGAGCUCUGCACACAGAUCUACACGGACUUGCUCCCUUUCACCAAGGUGUUGAAACUUCGUGCCGUGGCUGCUUAUGGUGGAAAUGCCAUCAAGGACCAAAUAGCGGAGCUGAAGCGUGGCGCCGAAAUCAUCGUUGCCACUCCGGGACGCAUGAUAGAUCUUCUUGCCGCCAACUCGGGCCGUGUGACGAACCUUAAGCGCGCCACAUACAUCGUGCUGGACGAGGCCGACCGCAUGUUCGACAUGGGGUUCGAACCCCAAGUCAUGAAGAUCUUUGCCAACGUCCGACCCGACAGGCAGACUAUUCUGUUCUCUGCAACGAUGCCCAGGAUCAUCGACGCGCUCACAAAGAAGGUUCUGCGGAAUCCCGUAGAGAUUACGGUCGGCGGGCGCAGUGUUGUAGCUCCCGAGAUCACACAGAUUGUCGAGGUCAUCGAGGAGAAUAAGAAAUUUGUGCGGCUGCUCGAGCUCCUUGGAGAACUGUAUGCCAACGACGACGAUGUUCGCGCCCUAAUCUUUGUCGAGCGGCAAGAGAAGGCUGACGACCUGCUGCGCGAGCUUCUGCGGCGUGGUUACGGUUGCAUGUCGAUCCACGGCGGCAAAGACCAGGAAGAUCGCAACUCAACCAUCUCGGACUUCAAGAAAGGCGUUUGUCCGAUUCUCAUUGCCACGUCAGUUGCUGCGCGCGGUCUCGAUGUUAAGCAGUUGAAGCUGGUCGUCAAUUAUGACGCUCCCAACCACCUUGAGGAUUAUGUGCACCGCGCGGGCCGCACUGGACGUGCCGGUAACACAGGUACAGCCGUUACCUUUAUCACCGAGGAACAGGAGAAUUGCGCUUCGUGCAUCGCGAAAGCGCUCGAGCAGAGUGGACAGCCGGUGCCUGAGCGUGUGGACGCCAUGCGCAAGUCCUGGCGUGAGAAGGUCAAGGCUGGCAAGGUUAAAGAAGCGUCAGGCUUUGGUGGCAAGGGUCUGGAGCGUCUCGACAAGGAUCGCGAGGCAGCCCGUCUGCGCGAACGCAAGUCGCACAAAGCUGAUGGUGAGGAUGACGACUUUGGCGACGAUAAGCCGGAGGAUGCCGUUAAGGACAGGGCGACCGCGGCUAUCGAGGCUGCCGCUUCGGCCAUUGUUGCUCGUGACGCACCGCGCGCAGAUAUCAAGGGCGACAUCAAGACGCCAAUCGUCACUGGCAAAGGUGGCGCUUUAGACAAGGCGGCGUCGGCCAUCAGCGAGAUCAACGCUCGCUUGGCCCGCGCUGGGCAACUGCGCGCUGGACAGCCGAUCGACAACAAAGGACCCGAUGCCGGCGCGUUCCACGCUACGCUCGAAAUUAACGACUUCCCACAAAAGGCACGCUGGGCGGUCACCAACCGCACCAACGUGGCCAAGAUCCUCGAGGCCACGGGCACCUCUAUCACGACCAAGGGCACGUACUACCCGCCAGGCAAAGAGCCCGCUCCCGGCGGCGAACCCAAGCUGUACAUCCUCAUCGAGGGCGAGACCGAGAUUGUGGUCAGCAAGGCACUGGCGGAACUCACUCGCCUGCUCAGGGAAGCCACAUUGGCUGCGGCAGAGAUCGAAAGUCGCGCGCCGGUCAGCGGCAGGUACACAAUCACAUGA
This is a messenger RNA of Thermochaetoides thermophila DSM 1495, 3597 nucleotides long. RefSeq lists its product as uncharacterized. The transcript has 2 exons. The record is from RefSeq and is a predicted model, not a curated record. Lineage: Eukaryota; Fungi; Ascomycota; Sordariomycetes; Sordariales; Chaetomiaceae. Gene Ontology annotation, molecular function: ATP binding; RNA helicase activity; nucleic acid binding. Bases 1 to 3597 code for a protein of 1198 amino acids.